AUGGCUGGCUGGUUUUACAUCACAUCCGACAUUGAUCCUUACCCAACAACACACAUCUCCCACACCUACCCAGAACCUGGGCAUCACCUGCACCACAUCCCAGUUCCAUACGUGGCACACAAGGUGUACACCAAGUUCCAUGACAGAGACGACGACAUCCAUCAACCAAAGACCGAUGUGCGCGAGACCCUGAGCAACUUCUACUUGGAGGUCGAAUUGCCAGGCAUCAAGGACCACACGGAACUGCGUCUGCGCUGGACAUCGAACCGCACGCUGCUGCUGACAAGCAAGACUCAUCGGCCCGACAUUCCGGAAGGGGAGUUGGUUGAGGAGCCUGGUCCUCCACCAGAAGUCACAGCUCCAACUCCCACGCCCGCUGCGCCUACGAAUGGCGAGACAACAGUCGCUGCUGAAGCUACUCCUGCUGCAGCACCGCCGCCGCCGCCAGAGGGCGAGGAGGCGCCAAAGGCCAAAGCGGCUGAGGAACAUGCCUCCAAGAAGCACGAACCUCACCUGACGGUGCACGAGCGGCAGGUCGGCGAGAUGAUCCGGGCCUUCAACUUCCCCGUCGACGUCGAUCGCGACAAGACGCACGCCAAGCUCGACGCCGGCCUGCUGAGGAUCGUGGUGCCCAAGAUCAUGGAGCACGGCGAGGCCAAGCACAUCCAUGUGCCCAUCCACUUCACUUCGCUUCCCACCGCCGUCAGCAGCUGA
Fonsecaea multimorphosa CBS 102226 is the source of this 714-nucleotide messenger RNA. RefSeq lists its product as uncharacterized. Bases 1 to 714 code for a protein of 237 amino acids. The transcript has a single exon. NCBI's taxonomy places the organism in Eukaryota, Fungi, Ascomycota, Eurotiomycetes, Chaetothyriales, Herpotrichiellaceae. The record is from RefSeq and is a predicted model, not a curated record.